UCCUUCUCGCCGAUUUGCUGCUGAUGGUGUUUUCAACUUUUCGCAAAGUUGAAAAUUGCUCGGUUUAUGGUGAAAAUAUAACUGUAAGAUGUUAAAACUAUUGUUAUCGGGUUCUCGUACGUUUCAUCCAUUUCAGAGCCAUCAGCAUCCGAAUCAUUUGCUGAAGCAGUCUCUCCAAACGUACGUGUUCCGCCGAAAUGAGCUACUGGACGCCGGCAAAAGUGCACUGCGGCAUCGCAUUCGCCUUCAGGAGCGAAAUUGGAUGACGACAGGGGCCAAACCACAGCAGCAGCAAGUCGUGCGAACCGGGGAAAGGAGCUCAAGGGUUCUGAGGUUACUGCUGGCAGGAACCGCCGUGAGUGUCACCGUAGGGUAUCAAUGCCGCCGGUGGUUCGUGCAUUGUGAAGCGGCUGUUGUAAACAACCGGCUGGUGGGACAGAAGGUUCCGGGAGCAGGAGAUGGGAUCAAAUUUGACUGGAGGAAAUUUUGGAGCUAUUUGAGACCGCACCUGGUGAAACUGAUUGGGGCGAUUAUGGCGGCGCUGGCCGUGGCCUAUUUUAAUAUUCAGAUUCCCAACAUGCUGGGAGUAGUGGUGAAUACGCUGUCGAAAUAUGCCAGGACGAGUUUGAGCGACAUUGAUUCUUCAACGUUCAUGAACGAAAUGAAACUGCCAUCGCUGCGACUGUUCGGUAUGUACAUUGCCCAAGCCGGAUUCACAUUCGUCUACAUUUUGCUGCUGAGUCAGAUAGGCGAACAGAUGGCCGCGAAGAUCCGACAGGAUCUGUUCAAGCAGAUCAUCAUCCAGGAUCUGGAGUUCUUCGACGAAAACCGAACCGGAGAGUUGGUCAACCGGUUGACGGCCGACGUGCAAGACUUCAAAUCUAGCUUCAAGCAAUGCAUCUCGCAAGGAUUACGGUCAUUUGCCCAGCUGAUCGGAGGUGGCAUAUCGUUGUUCCUUAUCUCGCCACAGCUGGCCAGUAUCGCUUUGGUAUCGGUCCCUGCCGCGGUGGCAAUGUUCUCCUUUCUUGGAAAGUCUUUGAGAGCGCUGAGCAAGAAGAGUCAAGCCCAAUCGGAACGAGCGACUUCAGUGAGUGAGGAAGCGCUGUCCAACAUCAGAACUGUCCGCUCCAGUGCAUGCGAGUUUGCCGAAGUUGAACUGUUCCGGCAGGAAACGGAAAAGGCAGCUGAGCUGUCCCAGCAGCUGGGUGUUGGAAUCGCAGUCUUUCAGGCACUGACUAAUUUAUUCCUGAACGGCAUGGUGCUAACGACGCUGGUUCUCGGUGGGCAUUUCAUGUCUAAUAGUUCAAUAAGUGCCGGAGAUUUGAUGGCAUUCUUGGUUGCAUCUCAAGGUGUUCAACGCUCUCUUGCCCAAGGCUCUAUUCUGCUUGGAUCCGUAAUCCGUGGAAUGACAGCCGGCACCCGUGUAUUCGUACUCUCGGUUCAGCCUAAAGUAGAUCUCAAAUACGGACAAAUCAUUCCCGAGUCGGAAAUUCGUGGCGAAAUCCGAUUCGAAAACGUGUCUUUCACGUAUCCUUCCCGACCCAAUCAUCCUGUUCUCAAAAACUUUUCGCUUGUCCUGAAACCUGGACAAACUGUGGCCCUGGUGGGAGCCAGUGGCUCAGGGAAAUCGACCAUUGCUUCGCUUCUGGAGCGAUUUUACGAGCCAACCGGUGGCCGCAUCACCAUAGAUGGUUAUGAACUCUCACAAUUGUCGCCUUAUUGGCUCCGAGGCCACCUGAUAGGAUUCAUCGAACAGCAACCGAUACUGUUCGGAACGUCCAUCUACGAGAACAUACGCUACGGCCGUCCAGAGGCGUCACAAGCGGAAGUCCUGGAAGCGGCCAAGCUGUCUCAGUCGCAUCAGUUUGUGAGCAAAUUGCCUGAGGGCUACGAGACGCCAGUUGGCGAAAGGGGCAUCCAACUGAGUGGUGGCCAACGGCAAAGGAUAGCAAUAGCUAGAGCUUUGCUCAAACAGCCCUCGGUGUUGAUCUUGGACGAGGCUACCAGUGCAUUAGAUGCUUCCAGUGAGGCCAUCGUGCAGAAAGCCCUUGAUGCAGCGGUAGUCGACAGAACUACGCUGGUUAUUGCCCACCGGCUAUCAACCAUCAGGAACGCGGAUGUGAUUGUGGUGCUGGAAAAAGGCCGAAUAGUAGAGAUUGGCAAUCAUGAUGCGCUGCUGCGCAAGAAGGGCUACUACUUUGAACUGGUCAAACAGCAAGAACGGGAACAACGCGAGGAACAACAGCAAAGGGCCUACGGAUAAGGUAAGCGUUUAGAAAAAUGAUUCACUGAAGCAAUCAGUCUAAAAAUUGUCUAGAAGCUAUCAAAGUUACUUAGGUUUGUAGGAAACAAAAUGACAGUUAUGGUGUAGCAAUAUCAAGAAUGAAAUCAGCAAAAAACAA
Messenger RNA from Aedes aegypti (yellow fever mosquito), 2402 nucleotides. Its product is annotated as ATP-binding cassette sub-family B member 8, mitochondrial. Gene Ontology annotation, biological process: transmembrane transport. Gene Ontology annotation, cellular component: membrane. Lineage: Eukaryota; Metazoa; Arthropoda; Insecta; Diptera; Culicidae. The record is from RefSeq and is a predicted model, not a curated record. Gene Ontology annotation, molecular function: ABC-type oligopeptide transporter activity; ATP hydrolysis activity; ATP binding.